AUGGUGAGUUCAAUAAAUGAGUACUUGCUCACUGCUUACACACCGGACCAUGAUCAACUUCCCUGCCACACUCUCAUGAUCCCCCUGCCCGCCAUCUGCAGGUUACACCGUGCCAGCUGGACCCAGACGGAGCUCUUUCUUACCUUUCCACCUCCAGUUCUGAAAUCCAUUACUCCCAUACCUCACGACACGCCAGAAGCCAGCGGACGCUUCCGCCUCUGGCUUGCCACUGAAAACAAAAAUCAUUCAAAGGAUCCCCUUAUCGAGCUGAUCUGGGACAGGAAGACCCAAGGGGGUUUUCCGGAACUAAAAGAUCUGAAACAAGGAAUACGUGAUAGGAUCCAACCAAACCUCUCUCUGGGACACUCGGACAAGAAGACGAAAGAGUAG
Messenger RNA from Cantharellus anzutake, 390 nucleotides. RefSeq lists its product as uncharacterized. The coding region runs from base 1 to 390 and encodes 129 amino acids. The transcript is spliced from 2 exons. The record is from RefSeq and is a predicted model, not a curated record. Lineage: Eukaryota; Fungi; Basidiomycota; Agaricomycetes; Cantharellales; Hydnaceae.